Messenger RNA from Macrosteles quadrilineatus (aster leafhopper), 2724 nucleotides. RefSeq names its product facilitated trehalose transporter Tret1-like. The record is from RefSeq and is a predicted model, not a curated record. Gene Ontology annotation, molecular function: transmembrane transporter activity. The transcript is spliced from 3 exons. Gene Ontology annotation, cellular component: membrane. The coding region runs from base 133 to 1521 and encodes 462 amino acids. NCBI's taxonomy places the organism in Eukaryota, Metazoa, Arthropoda, Insecta, Hemiptera, Cicadellidae. Gene Ontology annotation, biological process: transmembrane transport.
UGACCGCGUUUACAAGAUCUUUCAGGACGUUUUAGACCCUUGGCUCUGAUUACGUACUACAUAAAUUGGUCCGUGGAGGCUCGGAAGCCCAGCUGUACCCAGUCUGACCGGGUGCUUCUCGACAGUCCCGCCAUGUGUUGUGGGCUCAGCCUUGCCACCUUGAGACAACUGUAUGCCACCGUCUCAGCAUGUCUCAUAGUGGUGGCCUGCGGGACGUCCUUCGGCUGGAUCGCCCCCACCCUCGUCAACCUGACGUCAGACGACAGCGAGAUACCCAUGACGUCAGCGGAGGCUUCUUGGAUGAUCGCCAUCAUAGAGGUGGGCAACCUCUUCUCACCCAUCCCUGCUGGGCUACUGGCUGACAAGUUUGGACGCAAACCCCUCGCGUUGUCCACCGGGCCCUUCUACAUCAUCUCCUGGCUGAUCAUCCUCAACUUCAAGAACCUCGCGGCUCUCUGCGUCGCCAGAAUAGUCCAAGGUCUGGCGAUCGGCAUUGUGUUCACAGUAAUACCAAUGUACCUUGGGGAAAUCGCCUCCCAACACAUCCGAGGAGGCAUCACCAGUCUUUUCCAGAUAGCUUUCUACUUCGGGUUUCUUUACGAGUACUUCAUCGGACCCUUCGUUUCUUUUGAUGUCCUCGUCAUCAUCUCCAUGCUCCUACCCAUCGUUUUCAUCGGCCUGUUCUUCCUCCAGCCGGAGUCCCCUCACUUCUACAUCAUGAAGGGGAGAGAAGACGAAGCAGAGAACUCUCUGAUGUGGCUGAGAGGUACGACGAAUGUGGAAGACGUCAAGGAAGAACUUGUGGAUAUGAUUCAAACCGUGCAGAAGGAAAUCAGCAAUAAAGCGUCUAUCGGGGACAUCAUAGCUACACCGGCUGAUAGAAGAGCUCUGAUGAUCGUCCAGCUGGUCGGAGGUGUUAAGAUGAUGAGUGGUUUGGCUCCUAUAGUUUCAUACUCCACAGAGUUGUUCAGAAGAACAGGGUUCACACUGAUUCCUCCGUAUGUGUUAACAAUCAUCAUGGGACUGGUGCUUUUCAUCUCGGGCUUCUUCAGCACCGCUCUAACAGAUCUGACUGGUAGAAGGCCUCUUCUUAUCAUUUCCACAAUCGGAUGCGCCUUCAGUCUCGGGUGCGUCAGUCUGUUCUUCUACUACUACGACCACAGCGAUUACGACCUCUCCGAGUAUACUUGGGUGAGCCCGGCCUGCAUCAUCCUCUACAACUUGUUCCUAGCCUUCGGACUGGACCCAGUCUCUAUGACCUAUCGCUCGGAGAUGUUCCCAGCCAAUACUAGAGCAGUAGCCUCUAGCAUCAACACCAUCGUCUUCACCAUCGGCGCCUUCAUCACUCUCAAGCUCUACCAAGUGGUGGCUGACAGCAUCGGUGUCUACUUCAUCUUCAUGAUCUUCUCGCUCACUUGUUUCGUAGGGUCGAUAUGGAUGUACUUUUACGCGAUCGAGACUAAGAACAAAUCUCUUUCGCAGAUCCAAAAAGAGUUGACCAGAGUUACGCAAACAUGCUGAUCCGAGUGUUAAGGCUAUCGAGCUGUGUUAAAGUUAACAAUCUUCCAAGUAAGAUUUCAUCUCAUAAGGUCUGUGAUGUUUUACCUGAGAAAUUUCUUGAGUAUCUGUAUUAAGACUCUUAGGGUAUUAGUAAUCAACUUUAUUUUCCUACAGUUGCCUAAGGAAUUUGUUAUUUAGCAUUGUUUGUAACAUCCAAAAUAUAUGAUUUUCCGCACUCUUUCACUUAGCACUCUCAUAUUUUCUCUGAAUAAUUCUUAAAUCAGCUUUUGAUACUGUUAUUGUUUUUAUUGCAUGUGUUGAUAUAAUUAUUUUCUUGAUGAGAAGUAACAAAGUUAAAAACUACCUUAAAAUAUACAUACUAAGUUUAAAAUGUAUUAUUAUUAUUUCAUGGUAACUGUAGGAAAUGAUGAGUUUAAUUCUAGCACAAAGUAUCUUUGCUUUGAGAAUCUAUUCCAAGGAAUCAACUCCUGCUGCAGUUAGAUUAAAAGUGAGAGCAAUGAGGUAGGUACUUUGGGUAAUAUUUACACACAUAACUAUUUUGUACCAACAGUUUUAUACCAACGUGUUCAAAUGGAAUAUUUGUCUACCUAAAUGAUAUUUUAAAUUCAAAGUAGGUUUUAUUUUAAAAUCUAAGUAGUUCCCCUUAGCAAAGUAUAACAAUAUAUCCCAGCUACAUAUUUUUACUUUUUAUAAAACCAUUUGUUCAUAUUUUUACUGGUUGUUCAAAAUAGAAUGGAGUGUACUUUAAAUGUAUACGAGAGUAAAUGAAGUAAAUACUGUAAACGAUAUACAUUGUUCAAAGAAAGUUACUCUUCAAAUGUAUUUGUUUUUGUAUCAUAACAAGAUAUAUGUUCUUAAAGCCCGUGAGUCAAGAAGAUCGAUAGAACCUACUCGGUCUGCGUAUCCCAUAGGAUAUGUACUAUGAAUACUUAUUCCUACGGUAGGAGUGAGAAUGGCCUUUUUUAAAUGAGUUAGAAAAGGUAUAAACGAAAGCUUCUUCAACUAAUUGCCGAGUAAUUUAAAAUGAAAAACACACAACUCCAUAAUGUCUUAUUACAUUUAGUUGAUUUUUAAAUGGUUCUGUAUAAGCAAGAUAAAUAUAUGUUAUAUUUUAUGUACAUUAUUGUAAAUACUUUUAGAUUUAAUACGUUUUAUUUAAUACGAUAGCUAAAUAAAAUUUGUGCUUUAAAAUAAAACAUUUGA